Molecule: messenger RNA, 829 nt
Organism: Zingiber officinale
Lineage: Eukaryota; Viridiplantae; Streptophyta; Magnoliopsida; Zingiberales; Zingiberaceae
Product: WAT1-related protein At3g56620-like
Exons: 7
Coding region: 116-829 (237 amino acids)
Cellular component (GO): plasma membrane
Molecular function (GO): transmembrane transporter activity
Source: RefSeq, a predicted model, not a curated record
ACGCUCAUCUACACGCCUUCCCCCGGAUCUCAAAUCAACUCCGUCAAGUGGAACCACACCAACCUAGUGGUUGCUAGUGCUGGUGACGAUAAAAAGAUAUCACUUUAGAAUAAAAAUGGCCAAAGUAUGGGAUCCUUUCCUUCUCACGACAGCGACCUUGCUGAUGACAUUGAGGAAUCGAAGACCCAGCUUCUCAUUUGGUGUCAUGCUAAAAAUAUUCAUUCUUGCUAUGUUGGGUAUAACAAUUCAGCAAAAUGUAUACUACGUUGGACUCCAUCUCAUUUCUCCAACUGUUGCCAGUGCCUUGGGCAAUGUCAUUCCUGCUUUUACUUUCUUAUUGGCAAUUGUACUGAGGAUGGAAAAGCUCAACUUGAAGACUGUAAGAGGGAGGGCCAAGCUUGCAGGGGCCAUCUUCUGCAUCACUGGUGCCCUGAUCUUCACAUUUUGGAAAGGCUCUGCUCUUAUGCUAUUCGGCUAUUUUGCAUGCAGUGUAUCGCUUGUUCUUCAGGCAUCCAUCUGUGAGAUCUACCCAGCUAAACUCACCAUGAACGCCGUGAUGUGCUUCUUCGCAGCACUGCAAUCUUCUGCACUUUCCCUCAUCUUUGAAAGGAAUGCCUCGUCAUGGAGAAUGUUUCCGCUAUUUACUCAUCUUAUUUUGUGCAUUGUAUUUGUUUGGUGCCAAAGGCCAAAAAAGUUUUGCAAAAUGUUGGCCAUCUUCUUCCACUUCAUUCUACCACUUUUUCAUCUCCAACUCCUCAUUACUCUACUAUUUGAAGUUGCCAACCUCCUGUUAAAUCUGCCUUCUUUGGCCAAUGAUCUGUUACAAUGA